Molecule: messenger RNA, 906 nt
Organism: Rhodotorula toruloides NP11
Lineage: Eukaryota; Fungi; Basidiomycota; Microbotryomycetes; Sporidiobolales; Sporidiobolaceae
Product: caffeoyl-CoA O-methyltransferase
Exons: 6
Coding region: 1-906 (301 amino acids)
Molecular function (GO): S-adenosylmethionine-dependent methyltransferase activity; O-methyltransferase activity
Source: RefSeq, a predicted model, not a curated record
AUGCCGACAUACAUCACCACACACACAGGCGGCACUCCCACGACCCGCGCCGCCUCGCUCCUCUCCACCGCCCUCUCACAACUCGACCCCUCCUCGCCCGCUUACUCAACCCUCGUCGAAGCGCACUCGCUCGUCGCAGGCGAGGAAACCUACAUCGAGCGCAAUACGAGCGAGUUAAUUGUGCCGGCGGGUCAUGCGGUGCUGGAGCAGGAGGUCAGGGAGGUUUGGGACGAGUUGCUGCGAGGGACAACAGAGACGGAUUGGAAGGCUGUCAAAGACCGAGAAGAGACGACGUUCGAGCUGGGUGCGGGCAUGUGCAGCGGGCCUUACGAAGCCGUCGUCCUCCAGAACUUUGCCCUGAUGCAAGGAGCCAAGACGGUGCUCGAGAUUGGCGUGUUCACAGGAACCGCAACGCUCGCCCUCGCCCUCCUUCCCUCUGUUACACAAGUUGUCGCCCUCGACAUCGAGCCCUUCCUCGAAUCGUUCAACACUCCGUACUGGACCCGCGCCGGCGUUUCCUCCAAAAUCGAUCUCCGCAUCGCUCCCGCCCUCGAGUCCCUCGCCAAGCUCAAGCAGGAGGGCCACGAGGGGUUCGAUCUGGUGUUUAUCGACGCCGAUAAACCGUCGUAUCGUACGUAUGUCGAGCAGGUCCUCGAGUUGGGUUUGUUGAAGGAGAACGGGGUGAUCCUGGUGGACAACACGCUCUACAAAGGAUACCCGUGGGUUCCUCCGGCGUCGACCGACCAGUCCACCUACGCCAAAUCGAACCGCACGAAUAAUAAGAGCAAGAGCGAGGCGACCAAGGGCAUUGAUGACUUCAACACCUAUGUCCGCAGUCACCCCGACCUCGAAACCGCCGUCCUCCCCAUCCGCGACGGCAUCACCGUCAUCCGCCGGCGCAUCUAG